UCAGAGUGCAGCCUGUGCAGCUCGUGCGUGUAGUGUGUGUGUGAAUCUGUAGUAGCACUAUAGCUAGCAUCAGUGCACGGCCAAGUAAACGAUAUCGUUAUUGCCGUUGUCAUCUGCAUGUACUUAUAACAUCUAUUAUACCUACCUCAGCAGCCGUUAAGUCGCGAUUCAACGAGCGCAUGCGAUGAACUGGUGCAUCAGGAACAGCUGUUGCUGCUCGCUACCUGAGCUCUUAUACCGCGUAUAGGUUAUAGAGUAUCGAUAUGGUAAUGUGUGUGUGUUUGCCCGAAAAAUGUUCACCAAUCGUUGUUCGGGCGGCGUUCGCGAGUGUUUUGAAUAUACCUACCUACAGUGUGUGUGUAGAUUAAGCGCCAAGGUAACCGUACUUUCCUACCCUAUCGAGUAAACAAACAAGGGUUAUAAUAUUGUACGGGCCAGCGAUUGCAUGCCGCAUGAAUAAUAAUAAUAUAACAGUGGGGGCGGUGUAGGAGGGAGUGCAUAGUACACCACAGGCAACAGUUGAGUUGGAUAAUCCGUCGCAGCAGUAUAUCUAAGGAGGUAAAGAAAAGAGCUGGUGGUUCGGGGGGUGCUGCUGCCGGUGGGUUCUAUCACGGACCCGAGGAGGAUAACCAGGUAGCAGCAGUAGCAGCAGCGCGAGGAUGGCAGAAGAGGGCCACUUUGAGACGACGAGCACCCCAGGCCAGAUCGCUCCCACGCCGGAGCGGCUCGAGCGGCUCAUGGCCAAGGAGCCGCUCGAAGAGCUCUACGAGGUCGAGGAGCAGCCUUUCGCACGAGGCAAGUACGCGACGGUAAGACGAUGCGUUGAUCGCUCGAGCGGCCACCAACGGGCAGCCAAAUUCUUGAAGAAGCGCCGCCGCGCCCAAGACUUGAGACCUGAGGCCUUGCACGAGGUAGCGGUGCUCGAUGCUGCCGCCCACUGUUCCAGACUCGUCUCUCUCUACCAAGUGUUUGAGACCAAUACCGAUAUGGUCCUCAUUCUAGAGCUGGCCUCUGGUGGUGAAUUACAAAUGGUGCUAGACCGAGACGAAAUACCGGAGGAACAACAGGUGGCCAAGCUCCUCAGGCAAAUUUUAGACGGAGUUGCAUUUCUACAUUCGCUCAACGUAGCGCACCUCGACAUUAAGCCACAAAAUCUUGUCCUUACCGGUGAAUUUCCCGACUGUGAUGUAAAACUCUGCGAUUUCGGCAUCUCGCGGUACAUUAGCCACGGAGCUGAGAUUCGCGAGAUCCUUGGGACACCUGAUUACAUCGCUCCGGAAGUGCUGAAUUACGAGCCGAUAAGCCUGGCGACCGACAUGUGGUCGGUCGGCGUUCUGCUUUACGUGCUGCUGACUGGCUGUUCACCCUUUGGCGGCGACACCAAGCAGGAGACCUUCUGCAACAUUAGUCGCUGCAAGCUUGACUUUCCCGAUGAUCUCUUCGAGGAGGUCUCCGAGGACGCGCAGGACCUCAUACGCCGGCUCAUAGUCAAGAAUCCAAGUGAACGACUAUCUGCGACGGAUUGCUUGCAACACUCGUGGUUCAGCAAAUUUGAGGAGCUACCAAGAACACCGUCCUUCCCAAUGGCUACGGAGACCUGCAGCGAGAACCAGAACCUCGUGGAAUCGACCAGCAGCUGUAGGCCCAGUAGUUUCGGCUCCGUGUCGCCUUCCGUCCCCGAGAAGCAGGAGAAAAGCGUGGCAGAAGCUCCGAUGGUUCCGCAUCAAGAGUCAGAGCUCGAGGCGAUCACUCUAGUCAAGCUGGACGGUAGCAGUACGACGCGUCUCGACGAGACGCCCAACGAGCCAGAUACGCAGGAGCCCGUUGUCCCGACCACGGCCGAACAUCUCGAGAAGGACGGGAAUACGACGUCGCCCUCCCCGUGCGUUUUCGACAGCGCGCCCGCUGAUCACGUUUACACCCAAAGAUCGGCCCCGAGGCAUAAUUUCAGUGGUUUGUCGUCGGAGCGCCGGAUGAACUUCAAACGAAGCAUGGACUACCUCGCGAGAAAGUUUUCCGCUAGUACUGAUCUCCUGGAGGUUUUUAGCGAUGACAUACUCGAGUUGCAGACGUCCUCUUCCCGGCGCACAUCAGAUGCGAGCGCGAGGACGUCAACAAUGUCGUCGGCUACAUCGGCAGCAAUGGGCGAAUUGUUCAAGUGCACUCCGGUAUUUAUUCUGGGUGAGGAGCACCAGAGCAGCGACAGUGGUUCCGAAAUCUCGACCGACAGUUCUUCGGACCGGAGCAGCAUCUACUCGGACGACUCUCUGGAUUUCAUUCUUUACGGAAAAACGAGCCAGCAGGGUCGCGUGAGUUUUCCUUUCAGCGCCAGCGAGUCGCAUAGUUGGAAGCAGCGCAACGGGCUAUUACUAGGUACAAGUGCCGCCACGUCUGCCAACAGUAGUACCAACAGCUUGCGCCAUGGGCCCCGGGUCUGGCCGGACGAGUGCAGCGGCAUCGUUGGCAAAGCCCUCAGCCGUUUUACCACCGUUGACCAACACCACUACCGCUAUGCCUAUAGAAACAGCAACAGCAGCAGUAGGUUGAAAAUGCCCCUCGCAAGCUCGAGUACGAGCAGCAGCGUUUCUCUAGCAGCUACGAGCUCGACGACCAAAAUGAGCACGAAUCGCAGUAUUACUGGACUUGAGGCGCUGCGCAAUCAAGGUGAAAAUUUGGUGGUUAUCCGAGAGCCGGUGCGAGCCGGCAAGUACAUGCGUUACAGCGAGGUGCAGUGCGAGUCUGUCCAGGCCCGUAUACGAAGGUUCCAAGUGCACGGCUCUUCGUAGAGAAAGCAUAGGGAAACUUUUCUAUUUUGUAAAUUAUACAUACAUGCGCACGCAGAUGAUGAUCAUGAUUAUAAGAAUAAUAUGUUUGCGUCGCAUUCACCGAUGCAGAUCUUUGUAAAUACAUAUGCGUCCGCAAUAACUGAAUCAUUGAAUCGAGUGAAAGGAAAAAGUUUAAGUAUCUGUUAAUGCUCAACGCAUUAAACAAAAUCAUUUUAAUAAUUUAUGAGCGAUUUGUUCGAUUUGUAAACUCGUCUGGCGCAAGCAUAAGCCUACGCACUUUCUUAACGAAAAGUUACACUUGUUAUUUUUUUUGCCGUUGUUGCCGUUUUGUUGUUGUUGUAGUUGUUGUUGUUGUUGUUGUUAUUAUUAUUGUUGUUGUUUCUGUAUUGUUGGUAAAAGGUAGCAUCGAGGGUUGUUUCGUUGACUCACUGCCGCACUUGGUUGUUGGUGGGUUUAAAAAGUAUUAUUUUUCUAUUUUAGGUGAUUUUUUUUUCAACUUUGGACGUUUAUUGCGCCUUUAAUAGGAAAAUGACGAAUUAUUAAUUUUUGUACCACCUGCAUUCAAUGUAAAAAUUAGUAAAUUUCUUAUUUUUCUCGUAACUGAAUAUUUACCUUCUCUCUAUAACAUGCUUGCGUCCUAGACGAGACUUGAACGUUAUCAUAGUUACAUAUAAUAUGUACAUAAAAGCGAGCGCCCAAAUUAAUGGGGGAUAAUUUAUCAUAAUGUGCAUCUGGAGCCUGAACUACCUACCUGAUCAGGCAUCGUUGCCUGGGAACAAGUGUUAUGACCAUAAAUUUAAGUAUUUUGUAUGCUUGCGUUUGCGUAUGCUUGUAGUACGGAACGAUAAAAGAGUAAGAAAGCGGCAAACGGACAAUCACGUGAAAUCUGAAAAGUUUGUCGAUUCCUCGAUAGAGACUUAAAGACUGAUUUACUUUCCCUCCUACGUAUAGUCAACAACUGAUUGCGGUUGCCUGCUUGUUAAACUAACAGGCUGUGCAUUAACAGACAAAUUAUUAUUACAGUGCCUUAUACAAAUCAUUUUAAAAAUCAAAAGCAAAAUUUUAUAUUUUUUACGUAAACCAUACACUUAUCGUAUUGUGCGCUUUCGACGAAAGAUUGUAGGCAUAAUAAUGUAAGGACGCCCGUUAUAUUUUGGUAUCGGGGUGCGUUUAUUUGACAAUUCAUUUCUGCGUCAACAAGGUAUGGCCCGUCCGUCCCUUCCAGAGGCUCGAGGACUAUCAUAACUGUAUAAAAAAUUUUUUUGUAUACGCAAUAUGCAUAAUAUUAAAUUAUUAUAAUUAUAAUUAUUAUUAUUAUACAUCGUGUGAGUAAAUCUGUCAAGUCCGUAACUCGUGACGAAUAGGGUAGUAGUUUGUGCCUUUUAAAUGCUUGGAAAGUGACGAUAACAGUUGCAUUCAAUAAGAUUAAAAACCCAGUGUUUGAUGUAACAGAGCAAUUGUUUGAGUGAUACAUAUAUUUUAUGUCCUUUUCACAGUUUCUGGGAAAGUGCCUUACAGUAGCUCUGGCGUGUACAUCAAUUGGCGUGUUUCUAUCUGUCAAAAAAAUAGAAAAAAAAGAAAACCAAUUUCCAUGAGCUGACGACUCAAAUAUAUACUUGCUGAUAUUUUAGUCGAGGCGUUUCUUUCGUAGUAAUAAUGUUUUGUCAGCAAAGAUGACAGGCUGCGACAGAUGAAAAAUAACGUUUUUAAACAUUUUUAUACGAGUAACUCGGUUAAAAAUUAUUUAAAAAGCAU
Copidosoma floridanum is the source of this 4541-nucleotide messenger RNA. RefSeq lists its product as uncharacterized. The record is from RefSeq and is a predicted model, not a curated record. Gene Ontology annotation, cellular component: nucleus. Lineage: Eukaryota; Metazoa; Arthropoda; Insecta; Hymenoptera; Encyrtidae. Gene Ontology annotation, molecular function: ATP binding; protein serine/threonine kinase activity. Gene Ontology annotation, biological process: intracellular signal transduction; positive regulation of apoptotic process; protein phosphorylation.